Molecule: messenger RNA, 882 nt
Organism: Lathyrus sativus (Indian pea)
Lineage: Eukaryota; Viridiplantae; Streptophyta; Magnoliopsida; Fabales; Fabaceae
Source: the annotation of a GenBank genome assembly
AUGGACACCACCAAAGAUGAACUUCAAGUAGUGGACCAUUUGACCACACCACCAACCACCACUGGGACCAGUUUCUCUCAGUUACUAUUAGCAGAUGACGAUGUUGUUGUUGUUGAUAAUCAAAAUCAGAAUCAUAAUAACCCAUUGGUGGGUCUUCAUCAUGUGGACCAAACCUUUUCUAAUACUUCUCUUUUCUCUCUUCAUAACACUCCCAAAAUGCUUUGUUUUGGUGGUAACUACCAAAAUGAAAUUGAAAUAAUCACACCUACUCAGAAAUCUGUUGUCACUUCUAGUGACUCUUCUUCUGCUUCUUCAUGCAACCACACCAACACUGUUUUCAAUAAUGUCUGUCUUUCUAUACUUAAGAAUGAUAGAUUUCAGAAAAAGCGGAAUGGGUCAGAAGGACAACAACUGGGGACCAGGGCAGGUGUUGGAGGGCAGAAAGGUCCUAAGAAGACCAAAGGAGACAACCGCCCAACUUCAACCGGACAUGCAAAGAAAAAAGAGAAACUUGGUGAAAGAAUUGCAGCAUUACAACAACUUGUUUCUCCCUUUGGCAAGACUGAUACAGCUUCGGUGCUUCACGAGGCAACUGGUUACAUAAGAUUCUUACAUGAUCAAGUUCAGGUUCUGUGCUCUCCAUACCUUCAACCUUCACAAAUUCAGUUUCAAAAUCACCCUGGGGACGGAGAUAACAAUGGAAGAGAAGAAGAAGAAGAAAACACAAAAGUGAACAAAGAUUUAACAAGCCGAGGUUUAUGUUUGAUCCCUGUUGGAAGCACCUUACACGUGGCAGGCAGUAACGGUGCUGAUUUUUGGUCACCAGCAACAACAACAGACAACAAUGUUGUUUCACCUUCAACCACUAUUCCUAAGCAGUAG